Messenger RNA from Ilyonectria robusta, 1080 nucleotides. Its product is annotated as ABC transporter. The coding region runs from base 1 to 1080 and encodes 359 amino acids. The record is from RefSeq and is a predicted model, not a curated record. The transcript is spliced from 2 exons. NCBI's taxonomy places the organism in Eukaryota, Fungi, Ascomycota, Sordariomycetes, Hypocreales, Nectriaceae.
AUGUUUCGAACUAUCUUUUCCGCGGCGCUGCUGAUCGCCGGCUCGCAUGCCUACGAUAUGCUUCUCAAAUUCGACGGAGCACCGCUUAGAGAAAAUCGAACAAUCGAAGAGAUUUACCAAGCUGCUUUGGCAGAGGGCGGAACAGUCACCUGCUGGCAUGGUGGUGAUGAAACCAACCAGCAGGAUGGCUUGAAGGAGGCGUUUGAAACCCGUUUCCCCGGCAUGACCCUGAACAUCACUGUAGAUGUCUCGAAAUUCCAUGACGGCAAGAUUGACCGCCAGUUGUCCACCGGGAGCCUAUAUGUGGACAGCAUUAUACUACAGACGCUUCACGACUAUCCUAGAUGGGACCACGAGGACGCGCUGCUUCAUUACGCACCUUUGAACUUUGACAAAAUCCAUCCCGCCUUCCGAGACAUCAGGGCCGCCUGGUAUGGAGUUUCGAUUUUUGCCUGGACCUUUAUCUACAACACCGACAGACUCAGCGAAGGACCUCGAGAAUUUGCGGAUUUCCUCAAGCCCGAGUUCAAGGACAAGCUGGUUUUAACAUACCCAAAUGAUGACGAUGCGGUGCUCUAUGCGUUUGAUUUGAUUAUGCAAGAAUUCGGCUACGAAUGGUUCGAAAAGUUGCUUGCGCAGAACCCUCGAUGGGUCCGUGGAACAGGAACUCCAGUGACGCUGUUGAACAGCGCCAACAGCACUGUCGCUGCAACAUUUACUGCGGGUAUUGGUCUCUCAUCAUCGGGAUCCUUGAACGUCACUAUUCCCACGCAGGGGUCUUUCGUCACUUGGGCACAGCGUGCAGCUAUCUUCAAAGAUGCCCCUCACCCUGAAGGAGCGAAGUUGCUCCACAACUUCAUGUUGAGCCACGAGCACCAAAACAGCACAGGCAGUUGGAGUGUGCUGAAGGAUGUUCCUGCUCCAGCCGGGUAUCCUGAUAUUAUGGAUGUUACUUCUACGAAUCCUGUUGAGUUUGAGCGGUUCAUGAGUGACCGAGUUCGUGUUGAGAGGUUGAAGUUGUUUUUUGAGGAUAUUAUUGGAACUGCUCAAGGCUUGAGCCCUCUCAUCGAUGAUAUGUAG